Scheffersomyces amazonensis is the source of this 2288-nucleotide messenger RNA. RefSeq names its product Rtg3p (gene RTG3). The record is from RefSeq and is a predicted model, not a curated record. NCBI's taxonomy places the organism in Eukaryota, Fungi, Ascomycota, Pichiomycetes, Serinales, Debaryomycetaceae. Bases 461 to 2155 code for a protein of 564 amino acids. Gene Ontology annotation, molecular function: protein dimerization activity. The transcript has a single exon.
AAUUGGAGGGGGUCUUGACCCUCCCGAUAGCUGGUUCCGCAAAGUGAGCCCCACAAACGCCGGGUAAAACUUUCUAUUAUGGUUGUGUAAAUUCGUUGUUUAAAUGCCGUCUGGAUUUAUCAGACUAAUAACGAAAUAACGAAUUAAACAAUAAUUAACAAACUCAUCUCAUAAUCUGAGUUUUAUAUUAGCUUAAUUUUUUAAAAUAUUAUCAAAGGGUUUAUCAUUACUAUCCUUUGCUAAAACUUUUCAACUUAUACCACCUUCAGUAUUUGCCCCCAUUAUAGAUUACUAGAAUCCCUUUUUUCCAAAGGAGUAGAGGUGGUGUGUAAGUUGAGUCGCACAUCUUGAAGCAUAUUAUAGUAAUUAUAAAUUUAAUAAUUACCUUUAAAUAUUCAAUUGAUACUAAUUGACUAUUAAUUCUUAUUAAUUAUUAUUUAAUUAUCAUUAAUUAAUCGCAAUGGAGGAAUAUUUACGAGAGAGUCCCUCGGACUAUAGUUCCACCAAUGCAACAACAACCCCUAAUUAUAAUUAUAAUGCAACGAAUUCUACAACCAAUUCAAGUAAUACAAAUUAUACAACUCAAUUUGAUAAUAAUACUAGUGAUAUAAACAAUAUUAAUAUUAAUAAUAAUAAUAAUAAUAAUAUAAAUAAUAAUAUAAAUAAUUUAGAUUUAUCAGCUGGUUUUGAUUUCGAUCUUGAUUAUGGUUCAGGUUCGGGUUUAGGUUCAAAUACUAAUGUUCCUGGUGAUUAUGAUAAUCAAUUAAGUUUUAAUCAAAUACCUAAUACUAAUGAUAUUAGUAAUAUUAAUUAUAAUAAUCAAUCGAAUAAUAUUCCUAUAACAACCAAUCCAAAUUAUACUAAUAAUCUUAAUACUACCUCUUCAAAUAUCAAUUAUAAUAAUCCUUCGAACUUUAAUCAAAAUUCUAAUCAAUAUGGUUAUCCAAGUAAUACUGAAGAUUAUUUAAGUCCGUCAUAUAAUGAUUUAAAUAUAAAUCCAACUAAUGCUUCUAGUUUUGGUGCAACUGUUGGUAGUGGAGCUAAUUCUUUCACAAAUGAACCACUUUUUGAUAGUUUUAAUCCAAACAAUAUUAAUGGAUUAUCACCUGGUUUACCACCUUCUGUCAAUAUUCAAAAUCAAUUACCAUUUUCAAACCAAAAUCAAAAUCAUCAAGGUUUAGAUGAACUAAUAUCUCCACCAACUGGUCAAACAAAUUACUUAGAUUCUCAAUAUUUUUCUCCUCCUUUACGUCCAAUUCCAGAAGAUAAUCAAGGCAUUAUUCCUCAACAAUCAAAUAUAUUAAAUACUUCAUAUUUAUCUCCCCAAGCAAAUCCAAGUUAUCUUCAGAAUGCAGACUCAGGAGAUAUAUUAAGAUCUCCAUCAAAUCAAUCGAAUUAUUUGAAUUCUCCUCCUCAAAUUCCUCUUAGUUCAAUACCUUAUAUACCUCAAGCUGAAUUAAGUUCGAGUAUACCAAUGAAUUCUCAACGUUAUUUCCAAAACGCUGAUAAUCGUGAUACAUUAUCACCUCCUCCAUCAUCUUCAAACUUGAGUUCUUCUGUACCUUCAUCUUCAAAGGCUUUACUCGACAUGACACCAACCAAACAAUUAACUAAAGAUGAAAAGAUACAAAGAAGAAAAAUCUUCCAUAAUGAAGUUGAAAGAAGAAGAAGAGAAUUAAUUAAAGCGAAUAUUGAUAAUUUAAGGUUAAGAGUUCCUCAAACACUUUUAAAUCCUCAAUUAUCAGCUGUACAAGAAUUACAAAAGAAUAGUUCAUUAAAUUCUCAAGAAAUUAAUGAUUUAUUAAGUACUAUAAAAGUGAAAGAAUCUAAACCUAACAAAGUUACUGUAUUAAGCAAAUCAGUUGAAUAUGUUAGACAUUUACAAUAUGUGUUGGAAGAACAACAAAAGGAAAGAGAACUAAUUAAUUCUCGAAUUGCUCAUGUUGAAAAGAUCUUGAAUGGUACUUAUACAACUGACCUUGGUGAACCAACAGAUAAUCUAUUGGAUCUUGAAAAGUUAAACCCUAAUCAAAAUAAUCCUACGAUUGCUGCUUCAUCGGGUGGUUUCAACCCAAAUUUAACUGCAACUGAUCAUGGUUUCUCAUCUUCAAAAAUUUUCAAUUCUGAAGAUUUCUUUAGCGAUAUUACUAACUAAUGACAUACAAAUAAUUUCGUUCAUAUAACAAUAAUUAUAAUUAUAUUUGACUUGGUGAAAUUGAUAGAUGUGGUACUUAGUAUAAUUGUUGUUUCCUGUUCUCUUUGUCUUUGUUACACUUUUCUUCAUUCCU